GUAUAUAUAUAUCUCGCCACAUCCACUGACUCACGGAUCAACUCCUUACAAUCAAAGUCCACCAAGACAGCCCAAAUCUGCAGGGUACACACAAAAGUAGCUCAGCAACAUUGUUUCCUUGCAUAAGAUGAAACGUAAGCUUACUGAGGAAAAAAUGGCUGGAAAAGGAGAAGGGAAGGCAAUCGGGAUCGAUCUCGGAACAACCUAUUCAUGCGUGGGGGUUUGGGAGCACGAUCAUGUUGAGAUUAUUGCAAAUGAUCAAGGAAACAGAACGACGCCAUCUUAUGUUGCAUUCACCAAUACACAUCGUCUAAUCGGCGAUGCCGCGAAAAAUCAAGUCGCUGCGAACCCUACAAACACUGUUUUCGAUGCUAAGCGUCUAAUUGGAAGAACAUACAGUGACGCUUUUGUUCAGAGCGACAUGAAGCUAUGGCCAUUCAUGGUCACACCCGGUCCAGACGACAAACCCAUGAUUGGAGUAACAUACAAGUCCACAGAGAAACAAUUCUCUGCCGAAGAAAUCUCCUCAAUGGUCCUCGUAAAAAUAAAAGAAAUUGCAGAGGAUUACCUCGGCACCACUGUAAAAAAUGCUGUUGUCACUGUCCCCACCUACUUCAACGAUUCUCAGAGACAAGCCACCAAAGAUGCCGGAGUCAUCGCCGGUCUUCAUGUCAUGCGGAUAAUCAACGAGCCAACUGCGGCCGCCUUAGCUUAUGGUCUCGGCAACAAAGCCAGUAGCACCGGUAAGAUAAACGUGCUCAUAUUUGAUCUCGGGGGUGGAACAUUCGACGUCUCUCUACUAACCAUCGAAGAGGGUAAAAUCGAGGUUAAAGCUACGGGUGGGAAUACUCAUUUAGGGGGUGAGGACUUUGAUAAUAGAAUGGUGAUCCAUUUGGUUCAGGAAUUCAAGAGGAAGCACAAGAAGGAUAUUAGUGGGAAUCCAAGAGCUUUAAGGAGGUUGAGGACUUCUUGUGAAAGGGCUAAGAGGACUCUUUCGUCGACACCUGAAACUAUGAUAGAGAUCGAUGCGUUAUAUGAGGGGAUUGAUUUUUGCACGACUGUUACUCGGCCCAGGUUCGAGGAGCUGAAUAUUGAUUUGUUCAGGAAGUGUAUGGAGCCAGUGGAGGAGUGUUUGAGGGAUGCAAAAAUGGACAAGAGCAAUGUCGACGACAUUGUUCUUGUUGGUGGGUCCACUAGGAUUCCCAAGGUCAGGCAACUGUUGCAGGAUUUCUUUUAUGGGAAGGAGCUUUGCAAAAACAUUAACGCUGAUGAGGCUGUGGCUUAUGGUGCUGCGGUUCAGGCCGCAAUUUUGAGUGGUGAGUGGAAUGAGAAGGUUCGGGAUUUAGUGCUGCUCUUGGAUGUCACUCCGCUUUCCCUCGGUUAUGAAGCUUAUACUGGGGUUAUGAGUGUUAUGAUUCCAAAAAACACCACAAUUCCGACAAAGAAAGAGCGGGAGGUAACUACUUUUGAAGAUAACCAAACCGCUGCUUUGUUUAAUGUCUAUGAGGGAGAAAGAACUCAAGCCGGAGACAACAACAUCUUGGGCAAAUUCACGUUGUCUGGAAUUCCUCCAGCUCCUAGGGGUGUCCAAAAAAUUGGUGUCUGUUUUGACAUUGAUGCGAAUGGUAUUCUGAAUGUAUCUGCAGUGGAUAAAGGUACCGGACAAAAGAACAAGAUCACGAUCACAAAUUACAAGGGUAGGUUGUCGAAGGAGGAGAUUGAGAAAAUGGUGCAGGAGGCCGAGAAGUACAAAUUUGAAGAUGAGGAGCACAAGAAGAAAGUGGGGGCAAAGAUUGCGUUGGAGAAUUACGCUUAUAACAUGAAGAACACCAUUAUGGAUGAGAAGAAGGGCGCCAAAAUUCCUUCGGCUGACAAGAAGACGAUUGAAGCUGCGUUAGAUCGGGUGAUUCAGUGGUUGGAUGGGAACCAGCUCGCGGAGAAGAAGGAGUUCGAGUAUAAGUUGAAGGAGUUGGAAGGGAUUUGCAACCCUAUAAUUGCUAGGAUGUACUAGGGUGCUGGAGGUGGCCCUAUGGGUGGAGGAGUGGAUGAGGAUGGUCCUUGUCUUGGUGGUGGUACUGGUGGAAGCAGAGCUGGACCUAAGAUUAGGUUAAUUAAGAUGCUACAAUCUUCAGUUUGAGGAUUUCAGUCAUUUAUCUGUGUCGUGUGCAAACUGUAUGCAUGUGGUAUGUUUUGGGUAUUUCCUCGUAUUCUUUUCUGUUUUUGAUUUUUGGUUUUGCUUCAUGCAAAAUUAUUUUUGCUUCUUUGCUGUGUCAUUGCCUACAACUAGAUGGUGAAAGUGUUAUGUGAGAAAGUUAUCUUCAUUUGUUUUU
Messenger RNA from Rhododendron vialii, 2330 nucleotides. Its product is annotated as heat shock cognate 70 kDa protein 2-like. Bases 128 to 2011 code for a protein of 627 amino acids. The transcript is spliced from 4 exons. The record is from RefSeq and is a predicted model, not a curated record. Gene Ontology annotation, molecular function: ATP-dependent protein folding chaperone; ATP hydrolysis activity; heat shock protein binding. Gene Ontology annotation, cellular component: cytoplasm. Gene Ontology annotation, biological process: protein refolding; cellular response to unfolded protein. Lineage: Eukaryota; Viridiplantae; Streptophyta; Magnoliopsida; Ericales; Ericaceae.